Molecule: messenger RNA, 2886 nt
Organism: Cladocopium goreaui
Lineage: Eukaryota; Dinophyceae; Suessiales; Symbiodiniaceae
Source: the annotation of a GenBank genome assembly
AUGCCCAUUGGCCUCGAAACGGUUGGACUGCGUGCAGCUGCGCUUCAAGUCUCCAGGUCACCGCCAGAAGAUCUGCAGCACAUGGGGGCAGCUCAAUCAGCUAGCACAGCAGUGGUCCCCUGGGCGGAGCUGCGAUCAGAAUUCAAGAGUGAAGAAAGGAAGGAGCAAGGCAUCCAGACUGACGCUGAGGUGAAGCCGAUGGCCUUCUUUCACCAGCCUACGAUUGCCAAGACAAAACCCAUCGAUCCUGUCAACAUACAGUCACGCAGACCUCGGGGCUCGAGAUCCAAUGCGCCUAUUGUCCUUGCAGAUGCAGCAACCUCUUACAAUCUGGAUCCUGACCAGCUAGGCCGGUGUCGAAGACAGGCGCUCUUAGCUGUUCGACAUAGCUACUUCGAGGUGUUGGUAAUGCUGACGUUACUGGCGUCCUCUGCAACUCUGGGUAUAGAGACGCACCUCAACAUGCAGGAUGUUGAAUCAGAUCCUCAUGUGAUUUUCCGUAUUUUUGAUAUCUUUUGGUGCGCAGCUUUCUUGCUGGAACUCUUUGUGCGAAUGCUUGCAGAUGGACGGCAUUUCUUGAACUCUCGCAAUCCAGAGUUCAUGUGGAACCUCACUGAUACUGUUCUAGUUGCAUUUUCCACAGCAGAUGAGGGCUCGAGAUCUAUUUCCGGUUGCGCCAUGGCCCGCGGUCUGCUUGACAAUUUCCGCAAGCCCGAUUUCAAUGUUGCCGCCUUUGUGCGGGAUGCAGGGGCGCAUGGGGACACCUCACGGUUGUCCCAACAGCUGCAAGAUGCGGCAGCCACAUUGGAAGAAGACCUGCGGAGAGAGAUUGCAGCAUGCCACGAAGAGCUUCUUCUAUGUGCCAGUAGUAUCAAUGAUUUAGAUGGACAACUGGGAGAGGCUCACGACAUUGUUGGAGCUCUAAAAGCCUCAGUGUUGCGAGUUCGGGGUGAUGUGCUGGUACCCUUCCAAGACAUCAAGUGGAAGGUAGAACUGCUCGAGAGAAUGCAAGCCGUGAAUGUGCUGAUUCGACGCGUUGUUCGUUUCCUUUGGGAUGCACGAAAGCUGCGCAGUCAGAUGGACGCUCCUGGCAAGGACUUUUCCAAAGCUGCACAUACACUGCACGAGCUGGAGCUACUUUUGCAGGAGACUGGAUUGGAUAAGGUGGACAUUCUGAGGGCAGAGGUGCUGUGGAUCCGCGACGUCAGUGCGAAAGUUCGCAGGCAGUCAGAAGAAGACUUGAGAAGUGGGGUUCGACAAGGCAACCAUAUUGGUCUGAGUGUUGCCCUCCAGGUUUUCUUCAAUUUGCAAUGCUUGUGGCCACAGUUGAAAAAACUUUUGGCAGAACUCUUGGAAGAAGUUCGUCAAGCUCCUCUCCCUGCAGGUGCUGGCUUUCAUCAGGCCCUUGAGGUGAAUUUGCAGGUGCUGGUAGGACAGACGCAGCGAGUCCAUGCACUGGAUGAGAUCAUUCAGGCCAAAGCGGAUCCUGUGACACAUAAAAGUUUUCAGUCAGUGCUAGAGGCUUCCAACGUCAAUUCCCUGACUAGCCAUUUCUGGGCUGAAGCGGUUGGUGUUUUCAAGGCCAAGUUUGCCAAGGUCUGUCAGGAUCGUGCCUUCCGCGCCAAGGCUGUGUCUGACUGCCCCAAGGUGCUACAAAACUUGGUCACAGCCGUAGAGAAACUGGGCCGCGGCAAGGUGAUGAAAGCCGUGGAGCGCGAGAUGCUCUUUCAGUCAGUUGCAGACUUACGCAACGAGUAUCUAGGAGAAGCCAUCAAGAGAAUCACAGAGCCUGUGGAAAUCAUGCUGCCUGACAAACUGCUGUCAUCCCUCAGUGCUUCUGGUGAGCGGUUAACUGGAGAAGCUGCUGCAACAGAUGAAUUGCCCACCAUGCACGACUUGAGGCGCUAUGUCCAACUUCUAGUGACUGAGUUGGAAAGAGUGGAGUCUUGCCCCGAGCUGCUCCUGAAAGACAUCAUUCGCAGUGUACGCAGCUCGGUACUCUUUUUUGCCACCCGCUUGGAGCAGGUGGUUGACUCUUCAAACGAGAUCCAAUGCCUUCGUGAAACGGAGGGCAGACUGCAGCUUAUCUCUCCAUUGCCCAUGCCUGCUCCGGGACAUGCUCGCAACGCUCGCUUGUUUGGCAUUGCGCAUCAUACACUUACAGCACUCAAAGAGUUGUUGCCACAGCGCUUCCAACAAGCGGUGGUGACGGAACAGGUCACAAGUACCUUGAAACAGACUCAGGCCGCAGUCGUGACGCCAAUUUUUGGCAGUCUACAUCAAUCCCUCAUUAAGGCAUCCAUGGGUACUUCCGAUGACCUGACAGCUGUUUGUCAGGCAGCUGGUCAUUUGAACCGCUACUAUUUCUCCCUCUUUGGAGCUGGUCAACUGCAGGGCCAUGUGAAGGAGUUCUGUGUCUUUGCCGUGAGAUGUUUCCUUUCUGCAGCUUCUUUGGUGAAGCCAUGCGGCCCUCAAGAGCGAAGCAUCUUAGUUAGGGACAUGGAGGUGCUUGAAAGCAUGCUUUCCACUCUGGAACCUGACUUCCAGACGCGCAUUAGGUAUGAAGCAUCAGUCAUGAACGAAUUCAAAAAGCUAUUGGGCACGACUGCAGGUUCCUUGGACUUUGAGGAGUUGAUGAAUGUGAUUCCGUUGCAUUUGCUGCUGACCUACCUGGUGCAUCAGGUUGAGGUGCCAAUACCCAGCCUCCCAGACUCUCUGCAGCUGCGGAAGGCGGAUUAUCUCGAGGCCGAAGCGUUGCCACUUUGGGAAGAGAAACCCCAAGCGCUGGAAAACCUCAAGGCCAAUGUGAGGCAUUUGUUUGAAAAGUGCCACCUGGCUCCGACUCAAUCCCCUUUGAUUGCUUUCGUCAUCCAAAAGUGCCGUUGA